GCACAAAGCCGUGUGCCCGGGUGCGGGCGGAGCUACCGCUGGGACCGCACUGGCACCGGCAUCACCGGUUACCGGCACCGCCCCGGCGGGCGGCCGCGAUGUGAUAGGGGGUGAUGGCCGCGGGGCAUGGCCGCCGGGCGGCGGCGGCGGGGCGGGCGGCGGCGGGCGCUGAGCGCCGCCGGUGAAAAUGGAGCCGCAUCCGCCGGCGGCCGUGCCCGAGCCCCCGCUCCCCCGGGGGCCGCGGCGGGACGGGCCGGGGCCGGAGCCGGAGCCGGGCCUCUGGGCACCUGAGGCCGCCGAGCCUGCCCUAGGGCCGCCGCCGUGGUCGCCGCCGCCGCCGGAGGAGGAGGAGGGGGGGGGCUGCCCGGCCCUGGAGGGCCCCGCCGAACCGGAGCCGCGCCUCCGCCCCGUCUUCGACGCCCUGGACCGCGACGGCGACGGCUUCGUGCGUGUGGAGGAUUUCGUCCAGUUCGCCACGGCCUACGGGGCCGAGCAGGUAAAGGACCUAACAAAGUACCUCGAUCCAAGCGGUCUUGGGGUCAUCAGCUUUGAAGAUUUCCAUCGAGGGAUCAGAGCUAUCAAAAAUGGAGGUUUGCAUGUUUGCUCUGGAGUGAGGGAUUCCCCAGGAAGCUGGAGAGUGUCUCCUUCAUCCUCACCAGAAACAUCUGGCCAGAAAUCAGAUCCUGACAGCCAGUUGUAUGAUAUGGGAUAUACCCCUGAGGAGGAAGCUCCGGCCUGUCCUGAUGAGUUUGAUGACUUUGUCACGUUUGAGGCAAAUGAGGUGACUGACAGUGCUUACAUGGGCUCCGAGAGCACGUACAGCGAGUGCGAAACCUUCACGGAUGAAGACACCAGCACACUGGUACACCACGAGAUGCACGACGAGGUAGAAACGGACAGUGCCAUUGACUCCACCGUGCACUCGGAGUUCACGGAUCCCAUCGAGGAGCCGGAGCAUGGAUCCCAUCCGCACGACCUGCCCCUGGGCUCAGACCUCAGCCACUCCAUUGUUACGGUCAUUAGUGGAGAAGAGCACUUUGAGGAUUAUGGAGAAGGGAAUGAAGCAGAUUUGUUCUCGGACAGCUUGUGUAACGGGGAAAGCAGCUUCAGCAGCUCCUCGUUCCUCUCUCCCAGCACCAAUCCGCUCGCUGCGAAACUGCACAGCAUUAUCGCAGAUGAAGCGUUUGAAUUUUACUGUAGCCAGUGCCACAAACAAAUCAACCGCCUUGAGGAUCUUUCUGCUCGCCUGAAUGAUCUUGAAAUGAAUAGUCCAAAUAAAAGACUCUCAAGCAAGAAGGUGGCAAGGCAGUUGCAUCAGACGAGCGCGCUGUCCGUGGGGGCGAUGGAGGAGUCCUACCGGGAUACGCUGGAGUGUACAGAGGAGGACAUCACGGACAAGGUGGUCUUCCUGGAGAAGCGGGUGACAGAGCUGGAGAAGGACACGGCUGCUAACGGCGAGCAGCACAGCCGCCUCAAGCAGGAAAACCUGCAGCUCGUGCACAGAGCAAAUGCUCUCGAGGAACAGCUGAAGGAGCAGGAGCUGAGAGCUGACCAAACACUCCUGGAGGAGAUCAAGAAGCAGAGGGAGCUGCUGAGCAAAAUGGAGAGGGAGAAGAGCAUCGAGAUUGAGAACCUGCAGGCCAGGCUGCAGCAACUGGAUGAUGAGAACGGCGAGCUGAGAUCCUGCGUCCCGUGUUUAAAAGCUAACAUUGAAAGACUCGAGGAGGAGAAGCAGAAGCUGCUGGAUGAGAUCGAAGACCUCACUGUGCAGCUCACAGAGGAGCAGGAGAAAAAGAGGAAGAUGGGGGACAAGCUGAGUCAGGAGAGGCACCAGUUUCAGAAGGAGAAAGAGUCGACGCAGGAGCUCAUUGAGGACCUCAGGAAGCAGCUCGAGCACUUGCAACUCUUCAAACUGGAAGCCGAGCAGCGAAGAGGCAGGAGCAGCAGCAUGGGGCUCCAGGAGUACAACAGCAGGACGCGGGAGACCGAGCUGGAGCAAGAGAUCAAGCAGCUCAAACAGGAUAACAGGAACCUGAAGGAGCAGAACGAUGAACUGAACGGACAGAUCAUUAACUUGAGCAUCCAGGGAGCCAAGAACCUCUUCUCAGCCUCCUUCUCUGAGUCCCUAGCAGCAGAGAUCAGCUCGGUCUCCAGAGAUGAGCUCAUGGAAGCGAUUCAAAAGCAAGAGGAGAUCAACUUUCGCCUGCAGGAUUACAUCGACAGGAUCAUCGUGGCCAUCAUGGAGACGAACCCCUCCAUCCUGGAGGUUAAGUAAGGGCGGCCGAGAGGUGUGGAUCUGGUGCUCUGAGAGGAUAAAGAGGGACUCAAAACGUCUUUGCUCUUGAUGAAGGCACAAGGAAGCAUCGCGUGGGUGAAUUAGCCAGCGGACCAGGGAAAAAGAAAACCAGCAGCAAGGCUUUGUUGUCUGACUCCGUUAUUUUGAAACCCUUCUGGGCUUCGAGGGGCGAAAGGGAACCCGGAGAAGAAACACAGGCAACGGGACAGCUGGAGGAAGCUCCCCGUGAAGCUGGGAACUGUCCCCACAGCGGCGUCAGACCCUCGGGCGCGCGGGGUGCGAACAGGAGCUUGCCACUGCGAGGGCUGGGAGGAGAGGGUUCCUCUGAACCGCGGGAUAACGGGAUGGAGAAGGAAGCAGCGGCGCUGAUGUUCUCCCUCGCUGCCCUGUCCAGCCCAAGUAUCUGCUUUGCCAAAGUGUCCCUGACACACUCACUCACUGGGGCAGAUCUGGGAAAGAGGGAAACGUGUCCUGGACUUGUAGAGGUUGUUUUUUUUUUUUUGGUUUUUUUUUUGUUGUUUUGGGUUUGGUUUUUUUUUUUUUUAAUUAACUUAAUGCAAAUGUCCUCAUUCAGCUGGCGCAGUUAAUUCUUGCCCUGCCGCUUCUGCUGGGGAAGGGGUUGCGUGCAGAGAGCAAGCUGGCUCCGCUCUCGCUCGCCGGUGACAGAAAGAGGCAGGGGAGCGGCCGUUUUCAGGAACAGGGCCUCAAGCUCACUUUGUCACCUGCCUCCUUAUUUAUUUUUGCUGUCCGUGGCUCACUACCCUCCACAGGCCUCGACGUUCACGGCUCCCCUGCCCUCCUCCCCGCUCUUCCGCGGGCUCUGCGGGCGUCUGAGCCGGGCUGGCUCUGGGAGGAGAGGUCCCCUCGGUCCCCGGCUGCAGGCACACGGGUGCUGUCUGUCCAGCCUGCAGGGACCCGGGGAGGCGGGGGGGAAAAGGCUGUGACUCUUCAACUUGCACUGGAGGCUGGUCCUGGCCCCCUCUCCCCGUCCCAGCUUGGCUCUCCUGGCCCGGCGCGGGGACACGCAGCGGCCGGGGAGCGGCAGCGGCCGGGGCUGAGCUCUUUCCACCUCUCCCUCCUGAAGUCCCUGCCUUGGGGACAGUGGCCUGUGCCAUUCCCACCCGGAGCAGGGCUCUGCUGGUGAUAGCUGCAGUCCUGGGGGGACAGCCUGCUCCGGCCGCCUUUCCCUGUGCUGGGGCAGGGGAGGGAGCAGCCGCUCUCUUUUUUUCUCAGCCCCCGGCAUCCUCCGGGGCUGAAACCUCUCUGCCGCUGGGGGAGAGGAGACCAGAGAAUACAACAGCAGCUCCCCCGGGAAACAAAAGCCAUGUUUACAUCAGACAGCGUUUGGCUUGCUGGCACAAGCUGGCCUGGCGUGACCACGGGGAGCGGCCGCUUUACCCGACCCUGCUCCCCUCUGGCUCCCGGGAGCAGCCAGCCAGCGGACUCCCAAGGAUCCGGCUUCGUGUCGUACGUCAGGCCCCGCAGAGCGGUUCUUCCCUGCUUGGCAGGUUUUAGAAAGGCCACAGUGGCCUGAAAGCAGAAGCCGCGGCGAUCCCUUGCCGGGGUGGGGGGGGGGUCCCCCCCGCUUUUCCCCCAGCCGCUUCCACGCACACGGCGCGUCUCUCUUCCCCACGCUGGCGCGGUGGCGGAGCCCCCAGCUCGCCCUGUGGCGCUGGAGGGGGCCGCUGGCCGGGGCAGGGGGCCGCUGCCGCAGCCUUAGUCCCUGCUGGGGGGGCCGGGGGGCUCAUGGGUCCCCGGGGCCAUCGGCUGAGUCCCCGGAGCCGCUGCUGCUCUAACCUUCCCCCCCCCCCAAAACACAUCUCCGGGUGCUCGACCCCCCCGUGGCCUUGUGCAAGGCGGGGCGGGGGGAACCCCAAAACCUGGGGUGAGGGGGACACCCGGUGCUCCUGCACCCCCUCCCCGCCAUCCACUCCCCUCCCUGCCCCGAGUCCGCGGGAAGAAGCCACGUAAUGUACAUUUCCAGAGAAGCUUUGGGUGUAAAUCAGUGUAUACUUGGAGAGGGAAAAUUUUUCUAUCUUGUAGAGUAGGUAUUUUUAUAGAAUGAAGGUUGAUCAUUUUUUUAAUACUUUAAAGAAGAGAGAAAUGUAUCUGUGUAUACACAAAAGCAUAUAUAUAUAUAUAUAUGUAUAAAUAUAUAAAUAUCGGAGAUCUGCCUUUCUCGACUUGGGAUCAUGGAUCCCCAGUUCUCAAACAAUCGUCUUUUUUCCUGACGCUCACAAAGAGGUACUGUAACUGUAAAUAAGCACCGGGAAAAAGUUUUAAGCAAACAAAGCACUGACUUGCACAUUCACCAUGCUUUAAAGUCCCUAUGGAAGAAAAAAAACAAAAAAAAAACCCUGUACUUCCCGAAAAUGUUCCUCUUUCCCCACCGCUAUGUGAAGGAAGUCCCAGAAAGAGGCAAAACCAGUAUUGUCUUAAAUGAUGUAUCAAUUCUUGUCAGAUUAAAAGCUGUUACUCUUC
Tyto alba (common barn owl) is the source of this 4777-nucleotide messenger RNA. RefSeq names its product RAB11 family interacting protein 3 (gene RAB11FIP3). Gene Ontology annotation, molecular function: calcium ion binding. The transcript is spliced from 16 exons. Gene Ontology annotation, biological process: regulation of cytokinesis; endocytic recycling. Bases 188 to 2275 code for a protein of 695 amino acids. The record is from RefSeq and is a predicted model, not a curated record. Gene Ontology annotation, cellular component: recycling endosome membrane; midbody; endocytic vesicle. NCBI's taxonomy places the organism in Eukaryota, Metazoa, Chordata, Aves, Strigiformes, Tytonidae.